UUUUUUACAAAAAAAAAUCUAGAAAAAUACAAUCCAAAUACAAGUCUGUCAAGCCUUCUUGUUUGCCUAAAUCCAGAACGUUAAGUAUUGAAAAAAAUACACCACAUUAAGGAUUUAUGUACUUGUAAAUCCGUCUUGCUGCACAAAGUCAUUAACCAAUGACUGAACGUUCGUGUAACACAACCGUACAAUUGAACCAAUAAGUCGCCGGUUCCACAUAUGUUACUAAGAAACAAAUGAAUUCAACCCGUACUACUACAAAUUGAUGCCACUAUUGCUUACAAUUAGUCACUAGAACUUCGGGACAUCACUUGGAGAGAACCCCCCACCAGUCCUACUUGAUUAUGCGAUCGAACAGUUGACACCUUUAUUUCCAUCAGGAUGUAGCAGCAGUCUUCUUUGAUUUCCUGCUCCCGUGAACAUUGGUGUACAAGGCAUUUAUACGGAAAGGAGGGAGGGAGGGGGGAAGAUAAAGGGGCUGUGGUUAGGAAGGAGGAGGAGAGCACGACACGUUACGUUGAUCAAAUAAAAUAUUGUUGGAAAAGAAAGAUGGACAGAGAAAAGUGACGUGCAAUAUUUUGCUUCCGUGCAAUUGGUGCCACAGUGCCUGCCGCUAAGAGCCGGUGGUUCCCCGGAAUUGAAUCAUUUAGCAGACGACUUCCGUUAAAAUGAAAACUUCGUGCCGAAAAGAUACUGCUCUGUUAAGCAGAAAAACGCAUACCACUCAUUAUUACGUGGUCAGCUCUCUGGAGCAAUUUCUAGCGAUUACUCUCCGAAUUUGGACUCGUCUUAGUUCUCGUUAUGCUGGAAAUCGGCAUAAUCCUCCUCCAACAACCGUCUCUUUACAAACUCUCUGCAUGUCGCCCGCUCUCUUCCUCGUCAAAUGAGAAAACCAGUAAGAAACAGAAGCUAAGACAAAAUUAUCAUCCUCGAGCAAGAACCAAACUCCGAUUCCCAGCACCAAAUCCCACUCCACUCUUAGCCAAGAACUACCCCCGUACGAAACUCCAAGCCCUCGAGUUUGUCAUUAACGAAAUAGAAUCCUCAAUAGAAAAGGGCAUUGAAGUUAAUGAUACCCAUAUCUUCGCUUCGCUUUUGGAAACUUGCUUUGACUUACAUGCCUUUGAUCAUGCUCUUCGAAUCCGCCGACUUAUACCUGAUAAACUUCUGCGCAAAAAUGCGGGCAUUUCGUCAAAGCUCAUCAGAUUAUGUGCUCUCAACGGGCAGUUGGACGAAGCUCACCACCUGUUCGAUCAAAUGCCUAAGCGUCAUGAAUCGGCUUUUCCAUGGAAUUCACUGAUAGCCGGCUAUGCUGAAAAGGGUUUGCACGAAGAUGCAUUGGCAUUGUACUUUCAGAUGGUUGAAGAGGGCUUGGAGCCUGAUCGGCACACGUUUCCUCGCGUGCUGAAAGCUUGCGGAGGCAUUGGGUUGAUCCAAGUUGGCGAGGAAGUUCAUCGCCAUGUAAUCCGUUAUGGGUUUGGGAAUGAUGGCUUUGCCCUUAAUGCACUAGUCGAUAUGUAUGCUAAAUGUGGCGACAUUGUUAAGGCUCGAAAAGUCUUCGACAGAAUCGUGGAUAAGGACUUGGUUUCCUGGAAUUCAAUGCUAAGUGGAUACGCUCGACAUGAGCUUAUAACGGAGGCACUUGAUAUAUUUGUGUCGAUGGUGCGCGAGGGGCUUGAACCCGACUCGGUUACUUUGUCAUCACUUAUUUCAAGCGUGUCGUCCUCGAGACUCGGAACUCAAAUUCACGGAUGGGUUCUUCGUCAUGGAAUCGAAUGGGAUUUGUCUACAGCCAACUCUUUGAUUGCUUUUUACUCCAAUUGCAAUAAGCUGGAGGAAGCGCGGUGGUUGUUUGAACACAUGCCUGAGAAGGAUUUAAUUUCUUGGAACUCGAUAAUUUUUGCUCAUAGUAGAAAUGCCGAAGCUUUAUUUUACUUUGAGCAAAUGGUAGAAGCUAAUGCCUCACCAGACGCUAUCACAUUUGUGUCUUUGUUGUCCGCUUGUGCUCGUAUGGGUUUGGUAGAAGACGGACAGAGGCUUUUUAGGAUGAUGAGGAGUGACUACGGAGUCGGGCCAAUUAUGGAGCACUAUGCAUGCAUGGUUAAUCUUUAUGGAAGGGCGGGACUGAUCGAUGAAGCUUAUGACUUUAUCGUGAAUAGAAUGGAUACUGAGGCCGGUCCAACUGUUUGGGGAGCAUUACUCUAUGGUUGCUACCUUCACGGAAGCGUCGACUUGGCUGAGAUUGCUGCGACAGCAUUGUUUGAGUUGGAGCCAGAUAAUGAGCAUAAUUUUGAGCUUUUGAUGAGGAUUUAUGUGAGUGCAGGGCGCUUUGAUGAUGUUAAAAAAGUUAAAGCAAUGAUGUUAGAAAGAGGAUUGAAUUUGUAGAGCAGCUGAAUAUGUUCUUCUGAAAUUUUUAGGAACACCACAGGUUAGUGGGAGGUUCAACUCCUUUCAAGCAAGUAUAUCUCUUUGCUCAUUAUAGUUGGAUCAUCGAAUGCAUUUCUUCUCAAGUCAGCAGCAGGAGCAAAUCUUGUAUGGCUCUCAAAACACAUACAACAAUAAUAUCGUGCUAGCAUAGUCUCCUAGAGGACGCAUGAUCAAAAGAUGGCUUUCCAAGCACGUGGGAACUGGUGUGGAUGGGGAAAAAAAA
This is a messenger RNA of Coffea arabica (coffee), 2650 nucleotides long. RefSeq names its product pentatricopeptide repeat-containing protein At4g25270, chloroplastic-like. Gene Ontology annotation, biological process: RNA modification. Gene Ontology annotation, molecular function: protein binding; RNA binding. NCBI's taxonomy places the organism in Eukaryota, Viridiplantae, Streptophyta, Magnoliopsida, Gentianales, Rubiaceae. The record is from RefSeq and is a predicted model, not a curated record.